UCAGAAGCAGGAAGAGGAGGAGGAGGCGGCGGCGGCGGGGGAGGAGGACGCUGCUGGUGCUCUCUCUAGUCAGGCGCGGCGGCCCUCGCUCUCCGGCGCCGAAGGGAACCGGACCGGAGCAGAUCCUUCUGGACUCUCCACCAUGGGUGACAUGAAGACCCCGGAUUUUGAUGACCUCUUGGCCGCUUUUGACAUUCCGGACAUCGACACCAACGAGGCCAUCCACUCCGGCCACGAGGAGUCAGAAGCCCACAUCAAGCCCAUCCCAGUCGAGGCAGUGGUCCCGGAGCAUGCCCUUCCACAUGCCGACAUCACCACAGUCAGCGUCAUUGUGAAGAACACAGUCUGCCCUGAGCAGCUGGACCCUGUGGACGGGCGGGUCAAGGACUCCCAUGCUGUUGGCCCCCGCCUGCUGCAGAAUGGGUUUGCUGCCCCCGAGGCACCCCACGCUUCCCCCGUCCACCCAGUGGAAGCAGUGCCCCCUGCCAAUGGGGAGUGCUGGGCACCGAAAGAGAAGGGGACCAAAAGUAUCGAUCUCUUCUCACACUUUAGCCCUGACCCUCAGGAGGACGAUAAUGGGGAGGCCAACCUCAUCGACCAGCCACGCGAGUCCAAGCCCAAAGACAAGACCCUCUCGGUGCCUUCCCUCUCCCCACCCCCCGUGCUUUCUGCCGCCCCACCAUUAGAGUGCCAUGAACCUGUCCGGGAAUGUACCGGGCCACUUGCUCUGGCCUUCCCUCCACCAUUCGACGCCUGCCCAACCGGUGGACCGGGUCUUCCUCUCGGCUCUCCUCCACCCCCACUGCCCCCUCCUGCCAUCAAGCAGGAGUCUGAUUGUGAGACACCCUGCCGGGGAGCCAGUCCAUUAGACCGUCCCAAAUCGGGCUCCAUUUGCUAUUCUGCAGACAAUUCUCACAUGGCGCCAUGGCCUGCUCCAGAAGCCAACCUUGGCGGGUCCACCAGCAGCGACCCUGAAAUCAAGCGCUCUCCCUCAAGCCCUCAGAAUAAGCUCCUCAAAAGCCCUCCACUGACAGAAGCCAGCCCUGGGGCCUUGGCCUCACCAAAACCUCCUUCCAAUAAUGGUGGGGCCUUGAAAGAAGAGCCUGCGGAGAACCCUCUGCAGAGCUGCCCACCAGCUGCAUCCGGUGAGGAGGAAGAGGAAGUAGAGGAGGAGGUGGAGGAAAAUGAAGAUGAGAGCACCGGGUCCCCCUCAUCUGGUUCUUCACGGCCCCUCAAGGUGCGGAUCAAGACCAUCAAGACCUCGACUGGCAGCAUCACCAGGACAGUAACGAGGGUCUCUUCCGAUUCAGACCCCGGAGCUGCCAAACCGCUUUCAGAGACUGAUUCUCUGGAGGUGCCCACCACCAUCAGUGAGGAAUCUGCACUCCCUCCUGUAAUGGAGAAGGAAGAGGCUGCCAUGGAGUCCCCCAGCCCGAAAACGGUGGCUGCCAGCCCCUUGAAGGUCAUUGAGGGGCCCAAAGUCGUCAGUGUGCAGUUAGGCGAUGGGACCAAGAUCAAAGGGACGGUGCUGCCCGUCUCCACCAUCCAGAACGCCAGCAGCGCCAUGCUGAUGGCCGCCAGUGUGGCUCAGCAGAAAGCAGUGGUGCUGCCAAGCAAGGCCGUAGCCAAGAAUAUCAUUAGCUUGGUCCCCCAGGCCCUCCCCAAAGUGUCCGAGGCCCGAAUGGCAACGGGGCAGCAGACGGUGGUCACCACGCCUGCCAACCAGAAGGUCAACGGCACCACGGUUGUGGUGAUGCAACCCCAGAAGUCCUUGCCCGCCAUUGCUGGGACGGUCAUCUCCCGCAGCCAAUCCAGCCUGGUGGAGGCCUUUAACAAGAUCCUGAACAGCAAGAACCUCCUGCCCACCUACAAGCCCAACCUGGCCCCGCCAGCAGACUCCAGCCUCUCCCUGCCACCCCUGGGCUACCGCUGCCUGGAGUGCGGGGACGCCUUCGCCUUGGAGAAAAGCCUGGCCCGGCACUACGACCGGCGCAGCAUGAGGAUCGAGGUGACCUGCAACCAUUGCACCAAGCGUCUGGUCUUCUUCAACAAGUGCAGCCUCCUCCUCCAUGCCCGCGAGCACAAGGACAAAGGGCUGGUCAUGCAGUGCUCCCACCUGGUCAUGCGCCCCAUCGCCCUGGACCAGAUGAUUGGGCAGCCUGACAUCACCCCACUGGUCUCCUUGGCCUCCCUCAACCCCAGCAAAGUGGCCACAGCAGCUUCAGCCGCCAUGAUGCAGGAGGCCAUGGCCGCCGCCGCCGCUGCUGCCACCACAGCCGCCACCACCAACGGGGGAUCCUCUCAGGACUUGCCCGUCUUACCUUUAAACGGUGGCACUGAGUCAACGACCACCAACUCGUGCCAAUGUCUGGAGUGCAAGGAACAGUGUAAGGAUAAGGCGGGCCUGGCCGCCCACUUCCAGCUGAUCACCGGUUCCACCUCCACGGUAUGCAGCUCCUGCCCCAUGAUCAUGCCCAACCGCUGCAGCUUCAGCGCCCACCAGCGCAUGCACAAGAACCGCCCGCCUCACGUGUGUCCAGAGUGCGGGGGCAACUUCCUCCUGGCCAACUUUGAGACUCACCUAAAGGAAGCUUGCCUCCACUUCUCCCGAAGGAUAGGCUACAGGUGUCCGAGCUGCUCGGUUGUGUUUGGAGGGGUCAACUCCAUCAAGUCCCACAUCCAGACUUCCCACUGCGAGGUUUUCCACAAGUGCCCCAUCUGCCCCAUGGCGUUCAAGUCGGCACCCAGUGCCCAUGCCCACAUUUACACCCAGCACCCCGGCUUCAGCAACCAGCAGUCCAAGAUGAUCUACAAAUGUGCAAUGUGUGAUACGGUCUUCACCCAUAAGCCCCUGCUCUCCUCCCACUUCGACCAGCACCUGCUCAACCAGAGAGUGAGCGUCUUCAAGUGCCCAGACUGCCCCCUCCUCUUCGCCCAGAAGCGGACGAUGCUGGAGCAUCUCAAGAACACCCACCAGCCCCAGAAACCCAAAGAAGACCCAGUCAAGAAGAUGCCUGCCACCCCCACCACCCCAACUCUCACCCCGAAGCAAGAGCCAGCUGAAGAGCCCCCUCCGCCGCCCCCGCCUCCCCCCACCACCAAAACCUCGGACUCCUCGCCCUCUUCCUCCUCCGAAGACGAGGACCCUCCCAGCUCCCCCGAGGUGCGCAAGGGCAAGCGGGCCCGCUUCCAGCAGCGGAGGGCCGGGGCAGCGGGGCGCUCACGGAGCAAUGGCUGGACCUGCGGCAUCUGCCACUCCUGGUUCCCUGAGCGGGACGAGUAUGUUGUCCACAUGAAGAAGGUCCAUGGGAAGUGCGUGAAGAAGUUCCCCUGCCACCUCUGCGAACGCUCCUUCUGCUCGGCUCCCAGCCUCCGGAGGCAUGUCCGCGUGAACCAUGAGGGCAUCAAGCGCGUCUACCCCUGCAGGUACUGUACGGAAGGCAAGCGCACCUUCAGCAGCCGACUCAUUCUGGAAAAACACAUCCAGGUGCGUCACGGCAUCAAAGUGACCGAUGAGGCUCGGAGCCAGGAGAUACUCCUCACCCGCACAGGCGCCAGGAACUCUCAGGCCUCAGGCAGGAAACGCAAGCUCUCCUCGGACGAAGGGGAUUCCUGCAGCGAGGAGCCGGACAGCACCACCCCGCCUUCCAAGACCCCCAAGGGCGACCGGAAACUCCCCUACCACUGCCGCAAGUGUGGAUACGUGGCCUCCUCGGCGGCUGACUUCCAGGAACACAUUCCCCAGCACCGGACGGGCGAAAGCGCCCACCAGUGCCGGGAAUGUGGGCUCUGCUUCACCUCCCAGGUCUCCCUGAACCGCCAUCGCUUCAUCACCCACAAGAAGAAACGGGGGGCAAGAGGCGAGCGGCAGGACUCCAGCCCCCGGGACCACCGAGAGGAGGGCUCCCCGAUGCCGGGUGAAGGCAGGCUCUCCUGCACGGUCUGCGGAAAAGCCUUCGACACCGAGCUCAACCUCAAGACUCACUUCCGCACCCAUGGGAUGGCCUUCAUCAAAGCCCGGCAGAACGUUGGGGCAGAAAACUAACCGUGCAGUCAGCUGGGAAAAGGGUGCAGACGGACUUGACUGGACUGAUGGCCCCGGAUUGGCAACGGUCACUCAUAGGUAGAUCCAGCGCCCAGACUGUGCCGGAAGGGUAAUCCCCCUCUUCCUAAAACCAACUGAGUUAAAAUUAAGCUGUGAUUGUGGAGAGGAGGAGUUUUCAGGGGUUGGACAGCUGGAUGUGAGGGCCUUAUUUAUAACCUUCGAUCCCCUUCCACUUCCUGGUCUGGCUUCCUAUGAACCAAAGCCAGGUUUGGGAUCGAUUUCUUACUGCAUUUGGCUCGGCGAAGCUUUCGAAAGGGCUUAAGCAAUUUCAGGGGGCCAAUGGAAAUACAGCGCACGGACUGGACAAGGCGAGGAGUCAGACUCUGAGCCUUGGAUGGUGAAUCCAAAGGGGCUCCUGUCCACAUGCCGAUCGGGACAUGGAUCUCUUGCCCGGCCAUUGCUCCUCAUAGGGAAGGAGCCCAGGUGGCUUUGUUAAUCACUGUAAGAGGCAGGAGUGCCUCAGUCAUCCUUCCCCAUCCCUUCCUUCCUUCCUUCCUUCCUUCCCUCCCUCCCUCCCUAACCAGGCACUAGGUUUGAGUGAGUCCCAGCCAGUCUUCCCCUUCAGAUGGUUGUGGUUCAGUACUGACAUGCGCUCUCUGUCUAUAUAUUUUUCUUCCCUAGAUUUCUCACAGAUGAUUGAUUCCCUUGCUUCAAAAAAGUUGCUCUGGUCUCUGGUCUGUUCUCUCCUCUCGCCUUUUAAAGUCUUGUUUUUCUGUUUCCUCCAUCUCUCAUCAUUUGGGAAAGUUAUUUUUCUCCUCUUUUUGGAAGUAAAGCUCCCAAAAUUCCCCACCGUGCUGUCUUGCAGCAUGAUGGGAGUUGCAAUUCUUUUCAACACUUGUUUAAUGUCUGCAGUGCACAUUUUUCUUCCAAGUGUAGAAGGUCUUACGAAAUGGGGAGCGUUCCUGGGUGUCAAAACUUUGCCCUCCACUUUGGAGGGCAUUUUUCUCAAAAGGGGUCAUGAUCCAGAGAGAAUUUGGGGGUGCUCCUCUUUAGCAAAGCUAUCAGAAGGAAACCUUGUGCCCGAUUCAUGCGCUGUCUUUUUCCGCCUUAUGCCCCGUCCGCACACCCUUGGCCAAAUCAUGCGUUGACAAACCCCACUUCCAGAGGGCUGUGUGUCCUUGUGUAGAUAUGUGUGUUUGCCUAUCGCACUAACCCUCGUUAACCUAUCAUGCUUUCAAUUCUUAUUCCUUGUUUUCCCACUAUCAUUUCCAGGAUUGUGUCUCGCUCUCCGACCCCAAACAAUUUUGGACUGAUAAGCAUUCCUAGAUUACGAGACCAAGAUCCAAAGGCAUUGCAACCCGUUUCUCCUCCCCUUCCUUCUAUUUCUAUUUUAUUUUAUUUUUCUCCUAACCAAUAUAGGAUCCCGAAGCUUCAGAUUUGGAUAAAAGGUUUGGGAAAAGGCUCUCCUUCUCUGCUUUUGAAAUCAUGUGCGAACGGGGAAGAAGGGUUACGAAUCACUCCAGUUUGUACGCUUUUGUGGUGUUUGGUUUGGAUCAGGAUGGGAAAGGGGUGCGGCGUCGCUUUCUCUCUCUCAUAUUUGUGCGCACAUCCUUAUUUUAGUAACUUGAAUUUUCUUUUUCUCUAUUUUUUUGGACUCAUCACUAAUGCUUUAUUAACCAAGCGUUUUUUUUUCCUUUGAAAAGAAAUAAUCUUGUAAUAUACACUUUAAAAAAGAAAGAAAUCCCAAGUUCGGCUUGUUGUUUUAACUUCUUCUUUUAGAAGACAAACACGGUGUCAUUCUAUCUUUUGGUCCUUUGGCAUAAAGACCCUUUUCUCACCC
This is a messenger RNA of Sceloporus undulatus (fence lizard), 5885 nucleotides long. It is a transcript of the gene ZNF687, whose product is annotated as zinc finger protein 687. The transcript is spliced from 9 exons. Lineage: Eukaryota; Metazoa; Chordata; Lepidosauria; Squamata; Phrynosomatidae. The record is from RefSeq and is a predicted model, not a curated record. The coding region runs from base 143 to 4045 and encodes 1300 amino acids.